Molecule: messenger RNA, 864 nt
Organism: Arachis ipaensis
Lineage: Eukaryota; Viridiplantae; Streptophyta; Magnoliopsida; Fabales; Fabaceae
Source: RefSeq, a predicted model, not a curated record
AUGUUUGAUGUUAUUAGUGAUGGUCGUAUGUUGAGGGAUUUUGUUACCCACAUUUUGCAGCCUACUAGGGUUAUUAGCGGCAUUAGGAGACAACAGAAUAUGCCCUUACAUGACCGGAUUAUACCCUAUCUGGAGACCGCCGGCUUGUAUCAUUUGGCUAGGCUGAACAGUCAGUGGUUCUGGGUUGAUGAGCCUCUCCUUAGUGCAUUUAUUGAGCGAUGGCGUCCUGAGACCCACACCUUCCAUAUGCCCUUUGGUGAGUGCACUAUUACUUUGCAAGAUGUGGCAUAUCAGCUGGGUUUGCCGAUCGAUGGUGAGCCCGUUAGUGGGUGCCUGAUUGAGUUUGAGAAUCUGAUGGAGCACGGUAGACCAGCAUGGGUGUGGUUCCGCGAGUUGUUCGGGGAGUUACCUCCGCAGAGUAAGGUAAAGAAGAUGACAGUGUGCUACACAUGGUUCCAUGAGAGGUUUCGGGUUCUCCCAGCAGAUGCUAGCGAUGAGACCGUGUGUAUAUACGCUCGUGCCUAUAUUCUGAUGCUGUUGUCCUCGCAGCUGUUUGCGGACAAGAAUGCAAACCGGGUCCACCUUCGCUGGUUGCCUUAUUUGGCAUCGUUGGACGAGUUGGGCAGAUAUAGCUGGGGCUCGGCUGCACUGGUCUGGUUGUAUAGAUGUCUUUGUCGUGUGACAAACAGAAACGUUGUUAACUUGGCCAGGCCGCUACAGCUUCUACAGCCUUGGAUUUUCUGGAGGUUUCCCACUCUGAGGCCCAGUGGGUUUGAUGGAUUCGGGUUUCCUCUUGCUUCCAGGUACGGUUUAUUAUUUUCAGUUCGUAAAUUGUUCAACAUCAUGUGUUAUUCUUUGUUUUGA